UCCAGGUGGCGCAGCCAUACAAUCGACGUUGACGUCACUGUGGCGUCAUUUCUCUGGGUUCCCGGAUGAAGACGUCACGCAGCUGUUCUGUGGAAUAACAAGGUUUUUUCCUCGGGACAUAUCUAGAUGCUAAACAAUUUUCCCCUUUAAAAAGUAACUUAAUUAGGAAUUUUAAUAUGUCUACACCAGCUAGGCGAAGACUCAUGCGGGACUUUAAAAGGUUACAAGAGGACCCGCCAGCGGGAGUGAGUGGUGCGCCGACGGACAACAACAUCAUGAUCUGGAACGCCGUCAUAUUCGGCCCCCACGACACGCCCUUUGAGGACGGCACCUUCAAGCUGACGCUGGAGUUCACCGAGGAGUACCCGAACAAGCCGCCCACGGUCCGCUUCGUCUCCAAAAUGUUCCAUCCCAACGUGUAUGCGGACGGCAGCAUCUGCUUGGACAUUCUUCAGAACCGGUGGAGCCCCACAUACGAUGUGUCUGCCAUCCUCACAUCCAUUCAGUCCCUGCUGGACGAGCCGAACCCGAACAGCCCGGCCAACAGCCUGGCGGCGCAGCUGUACCAGGAGAACCGGCGGGAGUACGAGAAGCGGGUGGCGGCCAUCGUCGAGCAGAGCUGGCUCAACUUCAACGACGACGACGACAAGGACGCCAAGAAGGACGCCUCCUAGCCUCCUGGCCCCGCCCCCCACCCCCACUCCCCCCCCUCCCCCCACCCAAGAGAGAGAAGGACUGGACGACCAGAGUGUCCUGGCUUGCACGGAUUAAAAGACCGGGGACCGUUCCCCCUCCCCCUUUCUGCCCCGCCCUCCCCCGGCUUUUCGUUGGCGUCGGUUAGGGACGUCGCUAGCAAGAGAGGCGCGUGCACCUACCAAAGCGAGAGGCCCAAGAGCAAGGCGCCGGCAUAGUGUUCGCGCCACGAUUCCUUUCCACGUUCCACCUCGGUCCCUCCGGCGAGGCUCGCCGGCACGGCAAGGUGGCGAUGCGCGACCUGGCCGUACCGACGGGGCUGCCGGUCGGAGCGCUUCCGCGACCUCGGGGGAUGCCCGGAAGGGUCACGCGUUCGUACCCACGUCGUCCGCGGCGUCAUCGGACGUGUCGGGGACCGGGCCUUCAAGCGCCAAAGUGGUCGUCGCCGUCUCGCGCCGCACCGGUUAUCGCGAGCCCCAUUUGGAGUGCCCGGUAUGGUCCCAUUUCCUAACCCCCCUGCCCCCGUAAAUGUUUGCCACAAAGUCGUUCCCUCCUCACGUUUGGGAAGGGCGUUUGUCCGCACACGGCACGAAUCGGGAUCUAAAAGCUAGGCCGCGGCGGAGUCGACCGUGUGCGACGGGAAAACGAGAGCGAGGAAACCGGUCGCUUUGUUCAUAGCUUUCCUCCCCCGCUUGGUUCCCGAGUCUCGAGUUUGGUUGGGCAGUUGAGACAUCCGCUAUUUUCGGUCGAGAGCCCUCGGCUCGUGUGUAUACUACCGUCAUUGUUUAUAUCCAGAAUUUGUCGACUUCUACGCUGGCACAAUAAAAAAUGCAGCCCGAGAAUGAGCGAAAAUGUA
Messenger RNA from Ixodes scapularis (black-legged tick), 1549 nucleotides. It is a transcript of the gene Ubc6, whose product is annotated as ubiquitin-conjugating enzyme E2 A. Gene Ontology annotation, molecular function: ubiquitin conjugating enzyme activity. Gene Ontology annotation, cellular component: HULC complex. NCBI's taxonomy places the organism in Eukaryota, Metazoa, Arthropoda, Arachnida, Ixodida, Ixodidae. The coding region runs from base 177 to 674 and encodes 165 amino acids. Gene Ontology annotation, biological process: protein polyubiquitination; proteasome-mediated ubiquitin-dependent protein catabolic process; DNA repair. The record is from RefSeq and is a predicted model, not a curated record. The transcript has 5 exons.